AUGAACAUUAAAAUAACAAAAUUCAUCAAUAAAUUGAAAAAAGGUUAUAAUCUUUUUUAUUAUUCAAGUCCAUUACCAGUAUUAUCUAAUGGUGAAUCAUUAAUUUUCCAUUUAAUUAAUUUAAUAAUUCUAUUUAUAAGUAUAUAUUAUACUAUAUUUUAUAUACCAAAAUUAUUAAUUCAUUCAAUGGAAAAAAUUGUUUAUUAUUUAACGGGUCAACAUAUUUAUAUUUUUGGUUUAUUACAAACUGGUUUAAAAUUAGUUAAUCAUGCUACUCAUAAUAAUAAUGUCACCACUUUUUCUUCUUCUAUUGGUUCCUUAACUAAUAAUCAUUUUUAA
Molecule: messenger RNA, 339 nt
Organism: Candida dubliniensis CD36
Lineage: Eukaryota; Fungi; Ascomycota; Pichiomycetes; Serinales; Debaryomycetaceae
Exons: 1
Coding region: 1-339 (112 amino acids)
Source: RefSeq, a predicted model, not a curated record